GCGAGGCUCAUCAGCAACGCCGCCAAACAGAGCCAUCGCCAUCCCCAUUUGUACUUGCAUGUUCACAUACCCGUCUCCAGACCUGACCACCACCACCACGAAAGACUCUCCAAAAACCGGCAAGAAUAUCUUGAAACCAUGGCCGCAGAUGGCGCUUCGCCCAGUUCGAGCUCGGCGUGUAGCGACGACGAUACCGAGAGAUCUUUCUCAGAUACCGAAGGUUUUAGUGGUCUCAGAGGACGGUCCGGGUCGGUAGACUCGGAAGUCCAGCCCGGCUGGGAGCUGGAAUGGAUCGAUGAUAGUAAACUGGUUCCGAAAGGGGAAGAGGGGGCGGGCAUAGGACGAUUUUACAAAUUGAAGUUCAAGGGCUAUCUCGACAUGGAAUGGCAGCCCGAGGAGAACGUUGACGCCUUGGAACUGAUCAGGUGCUAUUGGGAACACGAGCACCUUGGACAAGAACUUUGUAUCAAAGCCCAGCAGCGGUUACUAAAGGAGAUAGACGAACGGAGCGAUUCCGAGUCCGAGGACCAAAGCCGAAAAAAUAAAACCCGGAAGCAACUCAAGCCGAGGCCCCAAGUGAAUCGUCACGCCGGCCCGGAUGAGGCCGACUCAGACCGGGCAGCAUCAAGCUCCUCAUCCUCCGAUGACGAGGACGACGACGAUGGUCGGGGGCCGCUUACUUUCCAGCUGGCAGACCUCAGUCUUGCCGGGAGUAAUACCUCGAAUAAUGGAAGCUCUUCUACUUCACCUUGCCAGGUCAAGUAUGCUUUCAAGAAACCGGAAAAUAGACAGCUUUUGAACACGACCUUCCUCAAUCCAACUCCUGAUCACGAGAUAGAAGCGCGCAAGUUGUCGAAGCUCUUGCAAUUUGUCGGGCGGAUCGAGCCUUUGACGGCAUCCCCCCACUGCUUCAAAAACCCACAUCGCGCUAAGCGGGCGGAAAAACUCAUGGAAGAGAUCGAGUCUCUUAAGCGCUCGGGAUUGAAGCCGGCUGAUGGAUCACCAGGAACGAAGGCCAGAGUCAAAUUGAUUUUCAAACACCCAUCACAGGACAGUCACCCCACUCCCCUCACUUCCCUCACCACCCGUUCCGAUCCUGCUCCGACUCAAGAGAACGUAUCAGAUUCGUCGACGGACUCGCAAGAUUUGCAAAGCCGGCUGGGCUCGCCAGGCCCAUCCACCGAGCGCGUCUCUUCGCAUCCCAGCCCCGACAAUCUGCCUCAGCAGGCCAUCCCACAAGGUCGUCCGCAACCCCCAUCGCAGAUCAAGCCGCCGCGGUUCAGACCGCCAGAGAGACGCUCGGCUCCCGACGAGGACACUGGUUUAGGCCAUCCUCGCAACGCGAAGCGCAAGGUCGUCGAUCCGCAUCCUCCCCAAGAUAACCUCCCCGUCAAUCCCGCUCUUGGCCUGCCCCCACCAAGCUUUUAUAGAGCUAAAAACCAAUGCUUGCGCAAGACCGUACGAUGGGCCUCAUAAACAAUUUAUAAUAUCCGAUUCCGAUUUUUGGUUUUAGUUUUUAGUUUUGAUUCUGUUUUUGGUUUUGUAUAUGAGCUUUUCUCUUGCUUCUACACAAAUAGGUGUAUGAGGAUCCUCUUCUUCUGUCCUAUUUCUGAUUUCGAUCCUGUUUUUUGUUAUCUAUUCAAACCUUAUUUUUUUUUUUCUUGUCUCAAUUGGCUAGCUCCAACUCUGCACUAGGCCGAGCAAAUUUCCAAAUCGUCUGUUUUCACUUUCAAAACAUAUAGCACGAUUGAAUAAUCAUGUCUAGGUUUAUUAUCAUUAUUAUAUGCGAUUGACUUUUCUAGUUAUGUAUGAGGAUGUAUUAGCAGCAUAUAUAAUUCCAGCCGUCUUAUGUUCGUUGCUCACUUCCAUGUGCCUUGGUGACAUCAGAAUCGAAACAUGACAAGCUCAGCCUAUUUCCAGGAUUUUUCU
Messenger RNA from Puccinia graminis f. sp. tritici CRL 75-36-700-3, 1929 nucleotides. RefSeq lists its product as uncharacterized. The coding region runs from base 139 to 1476 and encodes 445 amino acids. Lineage: Eukaryota; Fungi; Basidiomycota; Pucciniomycetes; Pucciniales; Pucciniaceae. The transcript is spliced from 3 exons. The record is from RefSeq and is a predicted model, not a curated record.